Fundulus heteroclitus (mummichog) is the source of this 2726-nucleotide messenger RNA. It is a transcript of the gene bnip2, whose product is annotated as BCL2 interacting protein 2. NCBI's taxonomy places the organism in Eukaryota, Metazoa, Chordata, Actinopteri, Cyprinodontiformes, Fundulidae. Bases 686 to 2044 code for a protein of 452 amino acids. The transcript is spliced from 12 exons. Gene Ontology annotation, cellular component: cytoplasm. The record is from RefSeq and is a predicted model, not a curated record. Gene Ontology annotation, biological process: apoptotic process.
CCGUUUGUUGGGGAGUCUCAAACUUUAGCAAGUUCAAGUAAGCGCUGUUUACGCAAUUCCUUGUUUAAAAAAAAAAGGAAAGAAAUAAAAGAAAGAAGAGCCUGGCGCUGAAGAAGUUAUACGGUUAGACAGUUAUUUGUGUGUUAAGCAGACAUUCGGUGGGAAACAUAUUUGUCGUUAGCCGCCGCUGUCGGCUAAGUUAGCUUCACGCAGCCGAAGAGGCUAACGUGGCUAACGUCUGUUAAACGUCCGCAGGAGAGAGCCGAGAGAGAGCAUUGUGACUUGGAGGAAGGAAGGAAACUUGAUCAGCAGGAUCACUGCGUUCUGCUUGCUGCUGCUUGUAUGCGCACACAGCUAGCACACUUCGCCAGCUUGUCGCCGUGACGCGUCCAGAAAAGGUGACUAAAUCUUAAGUGCGCGGUGUGAUAUUUCACACUUUUUUCGGUUAUUAGGUAUGUUAACGUGUAAGUGUUAACGCGUCGCUCGGCUAGUUUUGCGGUUUCCAAGGGGUGUUAGCCCGUUAGCAACAAACUUCUAAAGAAGUUUUGUUAGUCCAGUCUAGCUUGUUGAUCAUCUAAGGAAAUACAAGCGGACCGGUGUUUUUCUUUUUCUUCUUUUUUCCACUUCUUCUUCUUCUCCACACGAACCCCCUGUCGGAACCAUAGGCGACCGGGGAGCAGGACUCAUGGCAUCGGACUUGAUGGAAAGUGAAGCGGCGCUGAAGGGGGACACGGCUUUGAACAAUAGAGCAGAUUUUGUCACACCCAGCAGGACUCAUGGGGAUUUGGGACACAGACAGACGCCGAGUCCUUCGUCUUCCGGAGUGUCGGGAGAGCAGGAGGAGGAGGAGGAGGGGGGCGACGAGGACUUUCAGGUUAACCCAGCCUCGGCGGUGGAAAAUGGCGAGAAGUCGCAGGAAGAAAGUUUGACCAACGCGAGAGGGACGGCGCCGGGAGAAGCGCAGAAAGCGCCGGGAGGAGGACGCUCUACCCCGGUUAGCCUUCCCAGGUCGCACUCGCCACCUGGAACUACUGGAAGCUUAGAGAGGCAAGAGUCGGUCGCCACGACGGAAGCCCGUCUGAGAAUGGAAGGAGUUGAGCUGAAGGAAGAGUGGCAGGACGAAGACUUCCCACGGCCCCUCCCAGAGGAAGAGGAGCUGGACGAGUUCUUUGCUGGAACCUCUGAAGAGACAGACCCUGACUACGCAGUGAACGGAGGCAAGAAGGCGAAGAAAAAGCUGUCCGCUCCAGACAUCAGUCUAACCCUGGACCGCAGCGAGGGUUCGCUUCUCUCCGAUGAGCUGGAGGAAAGCACGGAGCUGGAUCUCGAUGAAAUAGAGACCCCGUCCGACAACAGCCAAGAGUUUGAAUGGGAAGACGAUCUUCCUAAACCAAAAACCACAGAAAUACUGCAGAAAGGCGUAGAGUCCGUCCAGGAGUAUUCUGCGUCAGAAGAGCGGGAGGAGGGCCGGCGAUGGAGGACUUUCCGUAUUGGAGAUCAAGAUCACAGAGUGGAUAUGAAGGCCAUCGAACUUUACAAAAAAGUCAUCAGCCACGGGGGUUAUUAUGGGGACGGUUUGAACGCCAUAAUUGUCUUCGCCGUUUGCUUCAUGCCUGAGAGCAGUCAACCAAAUUAUAGAUACAUCAUGGACAAUUUAUUCAAGUACGUCAUCGGGACUCUGGAGCUGCUGGUUGCAGAGAAUUAUAUGAUCGUGUAUUUAAAUGGGGCGACGUCUCGGAAAAAGAUGCCGACCGUCGGCUGGCUCAGGAAGUGCUACCAGCAGAUCGAUAGGAGGUUACGGAAAAAUCUCAAAUCAUUGAUAAUCGUCCAUCCCUCCUGGUUUAUUCGCACCCUGCUGGCAAUCACAAAACCUUUCAUAAGCACCAAGUUUACUCAGAAAGUCAAGUAUGUGUACAGCUUGACAGACCUCGCUGAGCUCGUUCCAAUGGAGUAUGUGUCCAUACCUGAUUGUAUCAAACAGUUUGACGCCGAAAAAAAUAGGAAAAGCAAUAAAAGGUUUAGAGUUGAUGCAGUUUACAUUUGAAUUGACCAGGAAAUGUCCGGGAAGGUGGAGAUUGCCGCUGCCGCUGUUCCAGAGUAACUGCCCCGCCCUGCAAUUUGAGGAGCAGAACAGAAACGGAUCUUUAUAACGCAUGUCCACGUUUAAGUUCUGCCCGAUGUGACAGUAAAACUUCUUUGUCAACCUGGAAAGUGCCUUUUUGACUCAAUGCUGCCUGUUACUUUGUCAGACAUUUUUUUUGUGUACUUUUUUAAUUUUAUUGUCAAACCUAACUGUCAACACUUUGCCCACAUGCUGUCGGGGAUGUUUUAAUUGUUUGUUUUUUUUAGUUAGUCCCCCUGAAGCCUGGCUUCUGUUUCUUAGUUACAGAUAUAUUCUCACUUAUAUCCUCACUUUAUUUAACACACUCUGUUACAAGUGGUUGUUGCAUGUUCUGCCCUAUUACAUUGAAAUAUAUAUUUAUAUUCAAAAGAUGUCAAAGCAGAGAAAUUAAUAUAUUUUUAUGAACUGAUUUUUAAACUACAAUUUCUAGGUCUCGGAUUCACUGAGUGGCAUUUUAUGGAAAGUAUCAACAGCACCUUUUUCACUGUUCACUGCUGACGUUCUGUUGAAUAAAGCCGUUUGUCGCCCCUGACUCGGAUGUCCCUUCUGGCUUUUGGAGAGAGAGCCUGAAGCAAAUUUUAUUAAAUAAAUAUCACAAGUUACA